GCCGUUACUACUGCCACCCCCUCUGCCCCUCUCUCGUGAGAGAGAGAGAGAGAGAGAGAGAGGGGCUCCUCGCCGCCCUCGCGCCUCCGCCCACAGCUCACGCCGAGCGUCACCUCGUCGAUACUACCUUCCAUUCUCGCCGCACUUCCCCCACACGGCACCUGAGCCCCCCACGGCGGUACAAAUACCGGCCUCCACUAGCCGCUCCCCAAACCCACCAAACCCUAGCCCACUCGGAGGCGGCGGCUCUAGGGGUGGAGGGAGAGCUUGGAGGAGGCAGCGAGGGAGUGGCGCUGCUAGCUCGCUCGCUGGGUUUUGAUCCCGUCGCGUGUCGAGCUGAGGAGGCGGCGCGAUGAGCAGUCUCGUGGAGCGGCUGCGCGUGCGGUCGGAGAGGCGGCCGCUGUACACGCUUGACGAGUCCGACGACGACCUCCCGCCGCGCGGCGGGGCCGGGAAGGGGAAAGAUCGGCAGGACGACGCGCCUGCCGAGCGGAUCGAGCGCGAGGAUGCGAAAGAAGAAGCUUGCCAGCGAUGCGGAAAAAGUGAUAACCUUGUCUCUUGUUCAACAUGCACGUACGCAUUUCACAGAAAAUGCUUGGUUCCUUGCUUAAACAUUGCAUCUGAUAAAUGGAGCUGCCCGGAAUGUGUAAGUCCAUUGACAGAGAUGGAGAAGAUUCUAGAUUGUGAAAUGCGGGAUGCCCCUCAUGAAGAUACUAGUUCCUCAGAGCCUGAACCAAAGAAGAUCAAGCAAUACCUUAUAAAGUGGAAAGGAUUAUCACACAUUCACUGCUCUUGGGUUUCAGAAAAGGAAUAUUUAGAAGCUGCCAAGAUACACCCUCGGUUGAAAACUAGAUUGAAUAACUUCCGUAAGCAAAUGGAUUCUGUGGAGAAAUCUGAUGAUGACUUUAUUGCAAUUAGACCGGAGUGGACAACUGUUGACAGGAUCCUUUCAAGCAGAAAAACUUCCACUGGCGAGCGGGAGUACUAUGUGAAAUGGAAGGAACUUACAUAUGAAGAAUGUACUUGGGAAAAUGAGUCCGACAUCUCAGCAUUCCAACCUCAGAUCGAACGCUUUAAUGAGAUCCAGUCCAGACGUAAGAAAUCUGGUGGCAAGCCCACUCGCGAGUCACGCCAUUUCAAGGAGAGCCCUACAUUUCUUUCUGGUGGCACACUACAUCCCUAUCAGCUUGAAGGAUUAAAUUUCUUACGCUAUUCGUGGUAUCAUGACAAACGAGUAAUCCUUGGUGAUGAGAUGGGUCUUGGGAAAACGAUACAGAGCAUUGCUUUUCUGGCCUCCCUGUUCGAAGACAAGUUUGGUCCGCAUCUGGUUGUUGCCCCCCUCUCAACCCUACGAAAUUGGGAGCGUGAAUUUGCAACUUGGGCACCUCAAAUGAAUGUUGUAAUGUAUUUUGGAGCUGCUGCUUCUCGGGAAAUUAUUAAGAAGUAUGAGUUUUACUACCCCAAAGAGAAACCAAAGAAGCUUAAGAAAAAGAAACCAUCUCCAUCUAAUGAAGAAAAGAAGCAGUCAAGGAUAAAGUUUGAUGUCUUAUUGACAUCUUAUGAGAUGAUCAACAUGGACUCGGCAGUUCUAAAAAACAUAGAAUGGGAAUGCUUGGUUGUGGAUGAGGGGCAUCGGUUGAAAAACAAAGAUUCCAAGUUGUUUGGUCAACUUAAAGAAUAUAACACCAAACAUCGUGUGCUAUUAACAGGGACCCCGGUUCAGAAUAACCUUGAUGAGCUUUUCAUGCUUAUGCACUUCCUUGAGGGUGAAAGUUUUGGGAGUAUAGCUGAGCUCCAAGAAGAGUUCAAGGAUAUAAACCAAGACAAGCAAAUUGAGAAGCUUCAUGGAAUGCUGAAGCCACAUCUUCUUCGAAGAUUCAAGAAAGAUGUUAUGAAAGAGCUUCCUCCAAAAAAGGAAUUGAUUUUACGAGUUGAACUGACGAGCAAACAAAAGGAGUACUAUAAGGCAAUUCUCACCAAGAAUUAUGAAGUGUUAGCCCGUCGUAACGGUGGACAAAUCUCCCUAAUAAACGUUGUAAUGGAGCUGCGCAAACUCUGUUGCCAUGGAUUCAUGACAGAUGAACCUGAUUCUGAACCUGCCAAUCCAGAAGAAGGUCUAAGGAGGCUUUUAGAUUCGUCAGGUAAGAUGCAGCUUCUGGACAAGAUGAUGGUGAAACUGAAAGAGCAGGGUCAUAGAGUUCUAAUUUAUUCACAGUUCCAGCAUAUGUUGGACUUACUGGAGGAUUAUUUAAGUUACAGGAAAUGGAGCUACGAGCGUAUUGAUGGCAAGAUAGGUGGUGCUGAAAGGCAGAUACGAAUAGACCGCUUCAAUGCUAAGACUUCGACUAGGUUUUGCUUUCUUCUUUCUACCAGAGCUGGUGGUCUGGGAAUAAAUUUGGCAACUGCAGAUACUGUAAUUAUCUACGACAGCGAUUGGAAUCCUCAUGCGGAUUUACAAGCUAUGGCGCGAGCUCAUCGCUUAGGACAGACUAGCAAGGUCAUGAUAUACAGGCUUGUUAGCCGAGGUACAAUUGAGGAGCGAAUGAUGCAGCUUACAAAAAAAAAGAUGAUAUUGGAGCACUUAGUUGUUGGUCGACUCACAAAAGCUAAUAAUGUCAAUCAGGAGGAGCUAGAUGAUAUUAUACGCUAUGGAUCAAAGGAGCUUUUUGAGGAUGAGAAUGAUGAAUCUCGCCAAAUUCAUUAUGAUGACGCUGCAAUUGAGAAGUUGUUAGAUCGUAAGCAAGUUGAUGAUGAAGAAUCUGUGGAAGAUGACGAAGAUGAUGAAUUCUUAAAAGGAUUCAAGGUUGCGAACUUUGAAUAUAUUGAUGAGGCAAAGGCUCUGGCAGAAAAAGAGGAGGCACGGAGAAAGGCUGCAGCUGAAGCUGCAAACUCUGAAAGAGCAAACUAUUGGGAUGAACUAUUGAAGGAUAGAUACGAUGUACAGAAAGUUGAAGAACAUACCGCUAUGGGAAAAGGGAAAAGAAGCCGUAAACAGAUGGCUGCUGCUGAUGAGGAUGACAUUCAUGACUUAAGCUCUGAGGAUGAGGAUUACUCGUUUGAGGACGAUGUGUCAGAUAAUGACACAAAUUUGCAAGGAAAUGUUUCUGGGAGGAGGGGCCAAUAUUCUAAGAGAAAAUCACGUAAUGUUGAUUCGAUUCCAUUGAUGGAGGGCGAAGGACGUACGUUGAGAGUUCUUGGAUUCAACCAUGCUCAACGUGCACUGUUCCUACAGACACUCAAUAGAUACGGUUUUCAGAACUAUGACUGGAAAGAGUAUCUUCCUCGUCUGAAAGGAAAAAGUGUUGACGAAAUUCAGAGAUAUGCUGAACUUGUCAUGGCCCAUCUUGUUGAAGACAUUAACGAUUCAGACUAUUUUUCAGAUGGCGUUCCAAAGGAAGGGAUGCGUGUUGAUGAUGUGUUGGUCAGGAUAGCAAACAUAUCCCUUAUCGAGGAGAAGGUGGCUGCCAUGGGACAAGGAAAAAAUACAAACCUCUUUCCUAAUUACUUGCUCUGUGAGUUCCAAGGCUUAUCUGGUGGAAGAAUAUGGAAAACGGAACAUGACUUACUGUUACUGAAAGGGAUACUAAAGCAUGGAUACGCGAGGUGGCAGUAUAUAUCAGAUGACAGAGAUAAUGGGCUUUUUGAGGCUGCACGACGAGAGCUGAAUCUCCCUUCCAUAAAUGAAAUAAUCGGUGCUCAAUUAAACAAUGUGGAAAAUGGAAAUCUGGAAGGCGCACAGGAAGGUGAGGUGAAUACUGCAGGUGCCCAUUACAAGGAGAUCCAGAGAAAGAUAGUUGAGUUCUUGAGAAAGAGAUAUCAUAUCCUGGAGAGAUGCUUGGAUCUGGAAUAUGCUGUGAUAAAGUCAAAUACUCCUGUUCCUGAUGAUAUUGCCGAACAAGGUAUUCCAGCGGGACAUGCUCCAGCUGUUCGAGAUAUCAACGAAUUAUUGGUGGAAUUGCAAGAACUGCAAAAUCUUGAGCCAAUUCCUACCAAUGAAGUGGCUCCCGAUGGCACCGGCGGUCAGUCACAAGUUCCCUAUCUUUACAAUAAGAUGUGUGGCGUGCUUGAAGACAGCGGUGCUUCUGCGCUCAAUUCGUUCUUUGGUGUCAAGUCCGCGUCUUCCAGUUUGGCCAAUAGCCUUCAUCAGUUUGAAACUUUGUGCGAGGGUGUCGUUCAGGCCCUGCAACCCCAACAGAAUGGCACUGCCAGUGCCAUCAAAGAGGAAGCGGUGGAUGCGAACUCCAAAGAAGCCGCUGCUGCACCUCCGCAAGAUUCAGGCCCUGAGGCAGCGAAUGGCGAGCUUUCGACUGCCAAGCCGGACAUGAUGGAAAUCGACGGUUGACGUGUAGGUAGGUUGCAGAGCGAUAGGAAAGGGAACUCCCGUUAAUUUACUUUUUUACUGGUGAUCAGAAUCUACCAUAUAUUGUAACAUCAAAGUAAACCUGAUGCUUGUUACUGCUAAUGCUUACCAAUGUACCGUUCUGCUAAGUACUAAGUUAUCUGGUUUAGAAAAC
Panicum hallii is the source of this 4514-nucleotide messenger RNA. Its product is annotated as CHD3-type chromatin-remodeling factor PICKLE. The transcript has 31 exons. Gene Ontology annotation, molecular function: DNA binding; ATP hydrolysis activity; ATP binding. Gene Ontology annotation, biological process: negative regulation of transcription by RNA polymerase II; chromatin remodeling. NCBI's taxonomy places the organism in Eukaryota, Viridiplantae, Streptophyta, Magnoliopsida, Poales, Poaceae. Bases 353 to 4342 code for a protein of 1329 amino acids. The record is from RefSeq and is a predicted model, not a curated record. Gene Ontology annotation, cellular component: nucleus; chromatin.